Molecule: messenger RNA, 3783 nt
Organism: Salvelinus fontinalis (brook trout)
Lineage: Eukaryota; Metazoa; Chordata; Actinopteri; Salmoniformes; Salmonidae
Product: zinc finger protein 135-like
Exons: 2
Coding region: 239-1666 (475 amino acids)
Biological process (GO): regulation of transcription by RNA polymerase II
Molecular function (GO): DNA-binding transcription factor activity; RNA polymerase II cis-regulatory region sequence-specific DNA binding
Source: RefSeq, a predicted model, not a curated record
GGUUCUUCAACAACUGCAGCCUCCUCGGUAGCUCGUUAGCCAACAAAGUCGGAACAUUCAAGUUCUUUAAGACAAUUUUGUGGUUUAAUUUGCAACUAUGUUUUAAACACACUUCUGUGGAAAGAACUAGUUAUCCCAUUUCAUUUCGUAUUGACGUUGUUGCUGUUAGUCAGCUGACUGGUUAAGCUAGCACUAGCAGAGUCGCUAAUGCUACCUAGCUAAGCUAACAUCGCCGAACAUGAGUUUACUAAGAUACACUGAGAAUUGCUUGACGGAGAAAGGAAAGCUCAUGGAAGAGGAGACUGUUACCGUCAAGAAGGAAGUAGAAGGUGAGGCUGUUACAGUGAAAGAAGAAGAGGAAGAGGCUUUCAGCGUGAAAGAAGAGGAUGUUACUGUGAAGGAAGAGGAAGAUGCAGUUUUUGUAAUGGAGGAGGGGGAGAUGACUGUCACAGUGAAAGAAGAGGAAGACGUUAUUGGAGUGAAGGAGGAAGAGGAGGGGGAGAUUACUGUCACAUUGGAGGAGGAUGAAGAAGAACAGAAGACUGGAGAACUGAUUAACACCAGAAAAUACAGAAAGAGACCAGCCUCUCACUCUGACAGCAGGAAGAGUCCUUCAGGGGAACCAGACCCAGAGCCUCCCAAACCUGCGAGACAACACCACUGCAUCCAAUGUAAUAUGAGUUUUAAGUGGUCAUGGAAGCUGAAAGAGCAUAAAAGGACACACGUAGGAGAAAAGCCCUUCCAAUGCUCCCAGUGUGGAAAGAGUUUUACUUUGUUAGGGAGCCUGAAAAAACAUAAGAGAAUACACACAGGAGAAAAGCCUUAUCACUGCUCCCAGUGUGGAAAUAGUUUUAUGUGGUUAGGGAGCCUGAACAAACACAAGCGAAUACACUCUGGAGAGAAGCCUUAUCCCUGUUCCCAUUGUGGAAAGAAUUUUAGGUUGUUAGAUACUCUGAAGGAGCACGAGAGGACACACUCAGGGGAGAAACCUUACCAUUGCUCUCAGUGUGGAAUUAGUUUUACCCAGUUAGGGAACCUAAACAAACACAAGAAAAUACACUCAGGAGAGAAACCGUACCCCUGUACCCAUUGUGGAAAGAAUUUUAGGUUGUUAGAUAAUCUGAAAGAGCAUGAGAGGACACACACGGGGGAGAAGCCUUACCAAUGCUCCCAGUGUGGAAAGGAUUUUACCCAGUUAGGGAACCUAAAAAAGCAUGAGAUAAUACACUCUAGAGAUAAGCCGUACCACUGCUCCCAUUGUGAAAAGAGAUUUACCCAGUUAGGGAGCCUGAACAAACAUAAGAAAAUACACUCUGGAGAGAAACCAUACCCCUGUUCCCAUUGUGGAAAGCAUUUUAGGUUGUUAGAUAAUCUGAAAGAGCACGAGAGGACACACACCGGGGAGAAACCAUACCAUUGCGCCCAAUGUGGAAAGGAUUUUACCAAGUUAGGGAACCUAAAAGAGCACGAGAGAAUACACUCUGGAGAGACACCUUACCACUGCUCCCAUUGUGGAAAGAGUUUUAUCCAGUUAGGGAACCUGAACAAACAUAAGAGAAUACACUCUGCAGAGAAGCCUUACCCCUGUUCCCAUUGUGGAAAGAGUUUUACCCAGUUAGGGAACUUAAACAAACAUAAAAUAAUACACUCUGCAGAGAAGCCUUAACAUUGUUCCAAGUUAGGGAACCUAAAAAAGGCAUGAGAACAUAAACACACAGUUUGGAAAGAGUUUUAGUUAGGGACCCUAAUUGUGGAAAGACAUUUUCCCAGACAGAAAACCUGAAAUCACAUGAGAGAAUAGACAGGCUGUGUUCUGACUUAUGUUUCUGAGUGUGUUUUUUUUGACACCACAUUAAAUCAUUUUGUUUAUAUCAAAUCCCCCCCCCCCCCAAAAAAAAAUAGGCCUACUUUAGUUUUAUCCUCUUGAGACCUGAUUACAAUAACAAUAAAGUUACAUUUUAAAAUGUGUAUUUUAUUUUGAUUAUGGAUUUGGAUUGAUUUGAAAUAUAAACACUUAGAUGUUAAUGAUUUGGAAAGUUGUGAAAUGUAAUUAUUAAAUGGAUGAAUAUAAAUGGGUUCAUAAGCAACCAUUUUAAAUUUUAAAACAGGUUCUCUGGCAGAAAAUGCGUAUCAGCUAAUUACAAUCAGGGAUUUACUUGCAGGCUAAAUUGAAGCGAUUCUCAUCAGAUAACAUGGCACACGUUAACCCUAUCCCUAACCCUAAAAAAGGUCACCGAAGUUGACUAUCGAGCCACAAAUUCCCACCAUUAACCAUUUAUAAAUAUGGAGAUACAAGUUUAAAAUGUUCAUUUAAAAAUAAACCCUAUGCUUGGCACACUUCAUAAAUGUUCCCAUCAGUAUUAUAAAAAAAAAAGUCCUUGUUACUUCAUGAAUGUUCUCAAUAGUAUUAUUAAAACAUUUCCUCGGUACUUCAUGAAUGUUCCCAUCAGUAUUAUUAAAACAUUUCCUUGCUACUUCAUGAAUGUUCCAUCGGUAUUAUUAAAACAUUUCCUUGCUACUUCAUGAGUGUUCCCAUCAGUAUUAUUAAAACAUUUCCUUGCUACUUCAUGAAUGUUCCCAUCGGUAUUAUUAAAACAUUUCCUUGCUACUUCAUGAAUGUUCCCAUCGGUAUUAUUAAAACAUUUCCUUGCUACUUCAUGAAUGUUCCCAUCAGUAUUAUUAAAACAUUUACUAGCUACUUCAUGAAUGUUCCCAUCAGUAUUAUUAAAACAUUUCCUUGCUACUUCAUGAAUGUUCCCAUCAGUAUUAUUAAAACAUUUCCUUGCUACUUCAUGAGUGUUCCCAUCAGUAUUAUUAAAACAUUUCCUUGCUACUUCAUGAAUGUUCCCAUCUGUAUUAUUAAAACAUUUCCUUGCUACUUCAUGAAUGUUCCCAUCGGUAUUAUUAAAACAUUUCCUUGCUACUUCAUGAAUGUUCCCAUCAGUAUUAUUAAAACAUUUACUAGCUACUUCAUGAAUGUUCCCAUCAGUAUUAUUAAAACAUUUCCUUGCUACGUCAUGAAUGUUCCCAUCAGUAUUAUUAAAACAUUUCCUUGCUACUUCAUGAAUGUUCCCAUCGGUAUUAUUAAAACAUUUCCUAGCUAAUUCAUGAAUGUUCCCAUCGGUAUUAUUAAAACAUUUCCUAGCUAAUUCAUGAAUGUUCCCAUCGGUAUUAUUAAAACAUUUCCUAGCUAAUUCAUGAAUGUUCCCAUCGGUAUUAUUAAAACAUUUCCUAGCUAAUUCAUGAAUGUUCCCAUCGGUAUUAUUAAAACAUUUCCUAGCUAAUUCAUGAAUGUUCCCAUCGGUAUUAUUAAAACAUUUCCUAGCUAAUUCAUGAAUGUUCCCAUCAGUAUUAUUAAAACAAUUACUAGCUACUUCAUGAAUGUUCCCAUCAGUGUUAUUAAAACAUUUCCUCGGUACUUCAUGAAUGUUCCCAUCAGUGUUAUUCCGCCAAGUCGGAAAAAACACAGAUGUUGAAUGUAAAAAUAAUUUGAUUAAUGCAACAUUUUGUAUCUGAAUAAAGAUUUAGUGAAUAUUUUUGAACUAUGUUAGCCACUAGUGGACAUUCAUUAUCUACAUCUAUGUACUUAUAGAAAUGUGUUAUUCUGAAUGUAGGGCUGGAUGGUAGAUAACACAACGUAUCAGUCAGAACACAAGGAGAGGUCUGAGUGGGUGAGUGGAUGUCAGGACAGGUCUGAGUGGGUGAAUGGAUGUCAGGACAGGUCUGAGUGGGUGAAUGGAUGUCAGGACAGGUCUGAGUGGGUGAAUGGAUGUCAGGACAGGU